AUGAGACUCUCCGCCGCCCUCUCCGUCGCAAUCCUCGCCUCAACAGCUUGCGCCGCACCAGUCGACACUGAACAACACCCCCUGAAGUUCCCCUCAGUUGUCUCAAAAGCCCCCACUGUCGCGGCUGGCACAGUAGCACCCUCAGCAGCCACAUCGGAAUCUAGCAGCAACGGCAACACAACCCCGGCGUCCAACAUCAUCGCAUCCGCUUGGAAACAAAUCUUUGGCGAUAAGGAAGGAGAGGAGGAUCCGAACCUCGGGAGGGCGUGCUUCUGCGCCAAUGGGAAAAGCAACCGGAAAUCCCAGAUGAGGCGAGCAUCGGAAUGGUGGCACUCCACUCGCCCCGUCCCCGGCAAGCAAGGGGACCCGCUAUGUCCCGACGGCAGACCGGGGUGGAUCCCGUAUCGUGACCCACCCCUCCCCGAUCCGGAAUACUCCAUGCCCGGACGAGUCCGUCGUAAUGCCACCCUGCUCGAGAACAAGAUCUGGGAAAUACGAGAUACAAGAUACGACAUCCUCGUCGCUUCUUCGACGUUCACCUAA
Molecule: messenger RNA, 543 nt
Organism: Colletotrichum phormii
Lineage: Eukaryota; Fungi; Ascomycota; Sordariomycetes; Glomerellales; Glomerellaceae
Exons: 2
Coding region: 1-543 (180 amino acids)
Source: RefSeq, a predicted model, not a curated record